AUGCCCUCGGAUUGGGCCAUAACCAAAGCAAAGCCCACUGAUGCCGACACGAUAGCUUCGCUAUUCGCACAAUCCUGGAACUCACCGUUCACGCAACUCCAGUUUGGACAUGUCGAUCCGGCCACCUUGGCUGCUGCAAUGUCGCCUGCAAUUGCGCGACAGACAAAGCAGUCGCAGAUGAUGAUUGCUGUAGCACGAGAUGGAGAAACAGGAGCAGCCCUGGCAGUCGCACAAUGCUCUUUCGCUGCUUCCGAUGCUUUGGACACCAACGCUUGUCAGUCGCAGCAGGAGAUGGACGACAUUGAGGACUUUGAAAUGAGAUAUAGUCUUCCACAGGAAAGCAACAAAGACCUUAUCUUGGAAUUCACCCGGAGCCUAAGGCGUCUGAAGCAUCAGGUUUUAAAGGGACAGCAUCACUUGUUGCUGGAGAAUUUGGCAACGCAUCCGGAUUAUCGGGGGAGAGGCAUGGCGAGUCACUUGCUUGAGUGGAUCUUUAGCCAGGCUGAUGCACGCAAGUGUCCGGUGUAUCUCAACACAGAGAACGAUAAUCCCGCAAUCAAGCUGUACGAAAGGAUGGGGUUCGAAAAUGCGGGAACCUAUACCGUCAGCAAUCUUAGUAGAUUUGUGCCCAAAGAGGAUCUGGACAGGUAUUCAUAUGGACCGGAUCAUACUAUCGUCGCUAUGGUACGAAAACCCAACGACGGGAAAUGA
Molecule: messenger RNA, 711 nt
Organism: Plenodomus lingam JN3
Lineage: Eukaryota; Fungi; Ascomycota; Dothideomycetes; Pleosporales; Leptosphaeriaceae
Molecular function (GO): acyltransferase activity, transferring groups other than amino-acyl groups
Source: RefSeq, a predicted model, not a curated record